Molecule: messenger RNA, 2461 nt
Organism: Danaus plexippus (monarch butterfly)
Lineage: Eukaryota; Metazoa; Arthropoda; Insecta; Lepidoptera; Nymphalidae
Exons: 7
Coding region: 568-2460 (630 amino acids)
Biological process (GO): intracellular signal transduction
Source: RefSeq, a predicted model, not a curated record
UCUAAAUAAACCUCACUUAAACAAGUUAUACCUUUUCGAUGUGAUUGUACCAUGUUUGAGGGGUGAUUUCUCAUGUAUUUUUACACCAAUGUUAUUCACCUUAAGGGCGCGGCAAACGACUGCCUUAUAUAAUAUGUCUCAUCCUUAAAUCUAUGAUAAUGUUACAACUUACACUCAUUCAAUACAAAGACUGAAUACAGAUUGGACUUGAUGUUUUUUAGGACACUGUUUAAAAAGGCAAUUUUUAUCUCCGCUAACUAAAAAAACAGCAGACAUCUUUUUUAUUUUUUAUUAACAGGAAAAAUAUUUCUCUAAUAACAUUGGCUGUAUAAAUCAAUUACCAUUCCAAGAACGCAGAAAGAACGUAUAUUGUCAAAAAUGACAUUUUACUGUUUACAUUCUAGUGUAUAGAAUAAGUAUUUAUUAUGUUAAACAAAAAGAAAUAAAUUAGAGUAGUGUGUCUUAGAAUGUUACGGAAUUUCCUAAAUUGUCUUCUUAAAUGUCUUAAAUAACAUACUUCAAAGCUCAUGCCACUUAGGACAAACGUUAACGAGGCUAAAUUGUCGAAUGAAUGAACCCAGAGUCCCCCAAAAUAAUAAGGGCUGGCAGGCAAUGGAUAUUUAUUUAUUUUCAAAUGGACAAGAGAAUUCCCCGCCUCGAAAAUACCACCUACAAACAGACGAAUUACAAUUCUGGCAAGCUACCAUACAUCAUUUGGCACGUUCACAGUAUGGUCCCACGCACUCUACCAUAGAUUUAUAUACUUUGGACGGAAAAAGAAUUGCGAGUCCCCUGGAAUUAGUUGACGCUGCCACAUACGUGGCAGUGACACCACCGGAUGCGUUCAUUCCCGCGGGAUAUGAACAAUACCUUAUCAAGGCCUCCAGGUCCUGGGAAAGAAGACAGGAGAAAUUAAUAAAUGCUGGCAAUGGAAGAGUGGAGACAGAAAUCAAAGAGGAGCAAUCCAAAAUAACCGCCGAUGAAUCUAGAUUCGUAGAAACCUCCAACUCUCAGAAUCCCCAAAUUACUAAAGAUAAGGACCAGGAUAGCAUAGGUACAAAUAACACAAUAAUGUCAAGACUUGGAAAAGAAAAUGAAAGAUCUUUCGAUAGGAAUAUUUCCACUGCCAGAGUUGAACAAGUCCCCAGCAGGAAAUAUACUGACAUUGAAAAAUAUAAGAGCAUUAGGAAAGUAACUGCACAAAUGAGCAAGACCAACAGCAAAGAAGAUGCUUUAAACAAGAAAAAGAACAUGUCAGCAUUUAGAAAUUCCAAAAAUAUAUCGAGCAGACGACAGUCCUUAAAAAACGAUCCAAUUUUAAACAAAAACAACAACGUCAUUAAAACUUCUAAAGAAUUACCACCAAACGUUGAAAAAACUAUGAAAGACAUGGAAAUAAAAGAUACAAUAAUGUUGUCAAAACCCGAGGACUUCCACAGUGAAUUUCAAUCAAGAGAACAAUCAAAAAGUGGGUUUGAUAAAGGGAUCAUAGUUAUAUCCGAUGUUUACAAAAAUCCCGAGAGUGAAGUUCAAUCUGUGUUCAUUGACGCUGAUCGCAAAAAUCCCCGAGAUUACUUGCCGAAAGAAAGAUUUAAAUCCACCGAUCUCCAAAAAAUUGUUGAAUUAGAAGAAAAUGAUAACGCAAUGAAGACUAACAAAGCCUCGUCAGCGCAUAGCGGUACUUGUUUCAACAUGAGACCGGAAAUAGCGACGUCGUUCGGAAACAAAAAUAAAGUGUUCAACAUAAAACUUAACAUUGAAUUACGGGACAACAGAGAUUCACUUGGCGAACAGAAAAGCGGUCACUUAAUAAAAUGCAAGUCUGUCACUGAACUGUUCAAUAGAGAUCAAGGGUCGCAGGCGACUAUUGACGUUAUUUUAAACUGUGACUACAUAAAAACCCAUGACGAUAAUUUAAUUCGGAAAUCUAUGCUGACAGAAAACACAUACUUGUGUGACAGCAACGAUCCGAAAAUGACUAAAAUGAAAUGUUGUUUAGAUAGAAACAGUACACUCAGUAAAGGGAAGGAAAAUUACGUACUUUUUGUUCCAGCUGCUUUCGUGGACAAAAACUUUGAAUGUUGUAGGUGUAAUUCUACAAACAAUCAGGAUAAAGAUCCAUCACGACUAAGUUCAGUCGUCGCUACCGAUAGUAUAGACAUAAAGAGUGAUGCAGUGUCAAGAGAUAAUUCCCAAGUAACAAUAAAACAUAAAGUCUCGAUAUGUCCGGACAGUCCAGUUAAAAUUAGUGCGGAGUUGCCUUCGAUCCAAGAUAAAGAUGUUGAUCCUAUACCAAUACCUCAAAAUACUCCACAACCCAUUACAGUUUCAACCAAAACAGAUAAUUAUACACAGACAGACUGGUGCGAUGUUUUGUUACAAGCGUGCCCCCAAGGAAACGGGUUGUCUUCUUUUCAUCUGCCUCCGUUGCGCGUUUUGGUUCAAUAUAACUUAUUAUAAA